AUGUUCAGAUAUAAAUGUCAAAUUUGCAAGAGAUAUUUUUCAACUCCCAGCGGUUUGAGACAGCACGCUAAUGCCAAACACCAUGGAAGAACAACAACUUCUCGACCAAGUGAACCAAGUGAACACGUUCAAAGAUUCUCGCGACAACUAUCAAGAACAGCGGUUAUGCCAGAACAUGAUGUUCAGUUAUGGAACACACCCAUUACAAUGCCAGAUACAUUUACUUCACAUGAAAAAUCCACAUACCAAGAUGAUAAUAUUGAAUCUGAACCACGUUAUAAUCUGCGAAAAAGAUCAAAAUCAGAAAAUAUAGAAGAGAGAGCUGAAGAAAUUUUUGAAGAAAAUUUUGAGGAGUUGGGAACAGAAAUACCAGUAAAUCUUGACAAUAUUGAUCUAGAUCCUGAAGAUCUUCAAGGAGCAUCGUUAGAUGAUGCUUUAGAUGCUAUUGAAGGAAAAAAUCUACCAGAACUUUUAGCAAAGUGGCCAAAUGAUGCAUACAGAGAUUUCAUGAGAUUAAUUGUAGAGGGUAAUAUAUCUAACAAAAUUGGAGAUCAAAUAAUUAAAUUCUUUAAUAAAUAUAGCAAUCUGGAAGAAUCUCCAUUACCGAAAUCAACCAAAAAUGGCAAAGACCAUUUCAAUCAAAUAACUUCACCUUCAUUAGACUUCAAAGAAAAAGUUGUUUCAACCUACAGCGGUAUUGACAUUACACUCUACUAUCGUCUCAUAUUUCGCGCUAUUCAAGCUCUUCUGCAACGACCAGAAGAUGAUGGAAGCGAAACAAGAGUGUUUGGUGAGCCAUAUGAAGAUGGGACCACUUUCGAUGGACUGGGCAAGACAUCAGGCCAUCCAGUAUUUUUAACGCUUGGAAAUGUUCCAAAUUGGGUUCGAAACCUACCAGAAUCUAAAAUACUUUUAGGUUUUUUGCCUAAAGUUCAAGAUUCAGGCAUUAAAACUACUGAAAAACCUGAUACGUUAUGUUUUGGGAUUAAUGGACAAGCGAAAACAUUUGCUGCACGAAUUUCUUUUUUUCUCACGGAUAUGCUCGAAGCAGAUGAUGAGACCGCUACAUAUAAAGGAGCGCGAUGUAAAAUGCUAACUCAUGAAAAUAUGAAGGAAAUGGUUAGCGCUGGACAAGGAAAGGAGUAUUCUGUACAUUACGUCAAAAAUACCUUCUGGGAAUUUCCAAAUCUGAAUAUUUACGAAGCGUGCGUUCCCGACCAUAUGCAUCAUAUCGACCUUGGACUUUUUAAAUAUCAACUGGAGUUUACGCAGGAAAUCUUAAAAAAGGUUGGAGGGUUGGAAUUACAGAAGAUUUUCGACAAACGUCUUCGACAAAUUCCACGUUUUCCAGGCCUUAAAUUGUUAAGUAAAAUAGCGAUUUUUGCUUUGGAUGAAAUUUUCAGCGAAGAAAAUGAAAUAACUUGUAAAGAACUUUGUGAACUUUACACGAAGUUUAAUAAAAUGUAUACUAUGAGCAGACAAGAAUCAUAUACCGAAAAUGAACUGAAUAUCUUUGAAGAAGCAAUCAUUGAUUGGUGCAUAGAGUUUAAAAGGAUAUUCUCCCCAUUAUCUACUACGGAUUGCAGUUUUCCAAAGCCUGUCUCUUAUACACAUCUAGAUGUGUAUAAGAGACAGGGCUCGAGCCGAGCUACAGUCUGGCUUGGCUCGGCUUGA
Molecule: messenger RNA, 1674 nt
Organism: Rhizophagus irregularis DAOM 181602=DAOM 197198
Lineage: Eukaryota; Fungi; Glomeromycota; Glomeromycetes; Glomerales; Glomeraceae
Source: RefSeq, a predicted model, not a curated record